AUGGGGCUGAGCUUUCAAGAGUCUUGCGGACAAUCAUCUGUCGAGUUGACAAGCUUCCUUAGUAGGGUUCCAACUUACAAUCGCGAUUCGUUAAAAGCACCCCGACGUGAUUUCCGUUAUUUGUUGGAUUUUCCGCCGUCACUGUUCCUGUCAAAGUCUAACGCCAUGGAAGAAGCAAAGGUUGUUACGAAACCACAGAAUCUGCAGCAUCAUCAUCAGUGCACCUGCGCCAUACAUGCGCCGAAUCUCUCGUCCAAUCCAGCGUCUCUAUCCGGCUAUGGCGUGUCUCCAGGCGAGGCUGCUAGCGUGAGCGUCGAUUCGUGCAAUUCUUAUCGCGGACACAGCCAGCAUUCCUCCACCGCUGCCACAGCCGCCGCCGCCGUUGCAGACGGAGACGCGAUCGCGCCCACGUUUUCCGGCGCGUCCGGCGCCGUGAUCCCCGCGGUUGAAGCCGCCGGGGCUAGUGCCUUCGCGGCAGUUUCGCAGUUGAGUCCUGGCUCGCAUGAUCGUCAGAGCGGCUCGAAUAGCGACGCCACCGCUGCGGCUGCUGCUGCGACUGCGCUAUUGUUUCGGUCGCGGAAACCGUCGCUGUUGCGACCCAAUGCGAUGAAUCGAGUGGAAUGCGCGACAACUCGCGAUUCGUCGCCAGUGUUCGCGCAGAAUGUCGGUGCAGGAGCGAAACGGGGCGCCCGUGUUACCACGCAGACCGCGGGGGCGAUUUCCAGCGUCCUCCGCCUGGCGCCUUCCGCUGACGCCACGCGCGGAGGAAAAGGGGACGACAGCGGGCGGAGCGGAGAAGUGCAGAGGCGCAAAAGCGGGCAGGCGGAGCAGCGGUGGGAGCAGGGUGGAACCCGGGCGGAAGACGGGGGGAGUUUGACUGACGAGGAGGAGGAGGAGGGGCAUCGACGGAGGGUGCGUCUGGGAAAGGAGCGGCGGCUGGGGCAGCCGUGGAAUUCGGGGAUUUCCCCCGCCGGCCAGCGCGCGUUCCGCCGGUUGCUGCUCGGCGCGGACGGGGAGCGGGGGAAGGCGGAACGUGUGCUCAGCGCAUCUGCGGAAGCGGAGGCGGAGAGGCAGCAGGGGAGGGCGGGGAGCUUUGGGAGAGUGGAUCGGUGGUCGAGGCGGGAGCAGGGGCGGGCGGGCGAUGGGCGUGCGGAUGGUCCCGGAUGCGAUGAGGGCGGACGCGCGCUGGAGCUCCGCGGAAAGGUCGGGGAAAUGGCGGAGAAAGGGGAAGGGGAAUCGUCGGGGGAGAUAUCCGCGAGUGAUAUAAUGGCGAUUCUGAAGGGGUUGGGGAACAAGGGGCGGUGGCGCGAUGCGCUUGCGGUGUUUUAUUGGGCGCGCGGGUGCGGAAAGAUCGGCGGAAGCUGCGCGGAAGGGGAAGAGGCGUGGCGGGAGCGCGGGAACCCGAUGGUGUCGCUGGUGCUGCGCAUACUGAGCCGAUGCGACCGGCCGAAUGUGACGCUCUCUCGCGCGCGGAGGGCGCUUCAACUCUCCUCUACCCUCCCUUCUCCCCCCGACCCCUUUCCCCCCAACCCGUCGUUCUUGCCGCAGGAAGCGGACGAUCUGUUCCGCGCGCUCGUGGCGGACGGGUGCGCGCUCGAUGUAUACGCGUACACCGCGAUGAUGAGCGCGCUUUCGCGCGCGGGGCGCUUCAACGACGCGAUCGCGCUCUUCCACUCGAUGCGCGCGGACGCGGGCGUGGCGCCCUCUAUAGUCACAUUCAACGUGGUGCUCGCCGCGUACGCGCGCAAGCGCGGGUGCUUUCACCACAUGGCGGCGCUGCUGCAGGAGAUCCGGACCGUUGGAUUGACGCCCGAUGAGUAUACGUAUAACACGAUGAUUUCCGCGUGUGCUGAUGCGAUUGCGAAUGAGGAGGCGGGGGAUGCGCCUUGUGUUGCUCCUGCCUACAUCCAAGAAGCGGAGCGAAUCUUCUCCGAGAUGCGGGCGGCAGGGCUGAAACCGACACGUGUCACGUACAACGCACUGCUGGACGUGUAUGGGAAGGCAGGCCACGUGGCACUCGCCCAUUCGGUGCUGGAAUCCAUGCUGGCAGCGGGCGUGCGGCCGAAUCUGGUGACCUAUAACGAGAUGAUCAGCGCGUGCGCGCGCAAGGGGCUGUGGCGCGAGGCAAGGGGGAUUGUGGAGUCCAUGCUCCGCGGAGGGGAUGUGGAGGGGGAGGGGAAGGGGGAAGGGGAGGGGGAGGAGGAGGGGAAGGGGGAAGGGGAGGCGAAGGGGAAAGGUAAAAGGGAGGGGAAAGCGAUGGUUGGGGCGGAUAAGGUAGAGGGAGGAUUGGUGGUGGGGAAAGGGGUGGCGGAAAGGAGGAAAGAAGGGGUGAGUAGUGUAGUUGAGAGUGGGAGCGCGGAGAGGGAGGAGGGAGGGAGCGAGAAGGCAGGGGCAAGGGUUGGGGGGUCAGUGCAAGAAGCUUCGAGGAAGAAGGAUAGUAAGGAGGAUCUUAUUCUCCCUCCUAAACCGGAUGUGUUUUCCUACACUGCCCUGAUUGCAGCGUACGGGAAGGGCGGGCAGGUUGAAAAAGUGAGACAAACUUACCAGACCAUGCUAGAGCAGGGCUGUUUCCCAAACCUUUUCACCUUGAAUAUCCUCCUGGAUAUUUACGGGAAGAACAAGCUCUUUGCUGACGUGGCAUGGGUCAUGGAUGAGCUGGCAGCGAGCGGGAUCAAGCCCGACGUGGUGACGUGGAACACCCUGAUUCGCUGCUACGGCCAGGCGCAGAUGCUGCCGAAAGUCGAGGCUACAGUAGAGGCGAUGCGGCGAUCCGGCUGCCGCCCGAAUCGGCGCACCUACAACGGUCUGAUCGACGCGUUUGGACGGUGCGGAUCAGCCGCUGACGCAGCAGCGGUCUUCGAAGCGAUGAAGUGUGCCGGGCACACGCCUAACACUGCCACGUAUAUUGCUCUUCUUGCUGCCCAAUCACGCGAAGGCCUAUGGGAAGAAGCCGAAAGCACCAUCGAGACAAUGAGACGAACCGGUUACGCCCCCGAUGCGCUCGCUUACUCUUGUCUUAUUCACGCGUAUGCUGCAGCUGGUGAUGCAAGCCGGCUUCUAGACGCGGUCUCCCGGCUGGAAGCUACCGGGAAGAUUCCCAGAUCUACCUCCCCCAGGUGCCCCUGGGAGGUGCACAAGUCGCUGGUUUUGGCGUUUUGCAAGUGUGGGUGUGUGGGGGAGGCUGAGGUGGCAUUAGAGAGGAUGCGGGGGAUGGGGCAUGUGCCCGAUCUGGUGGUGUGGAAUGCGGUGCUGGGGAUGUACGGGCGGUUGGGGAGGGUGGAGAGGGCGGAGAGGGUGAGGGGGGAGAUGAGGGAGGGCGUGGGGGGGGACGUGGUGACUCAUAACGUGAUGAUGAGUGUGUAUGGGCGGGAGGGCAUGAGUGAGAGUGUGGAGCGCGAGUUUGAAGGCAUGAAGGCCAGAGGGGUUGCUCCGGACGCUGUCUCGUUCUCCUCGGUGGUUCUCACGCUCUGGUAA
Closterium sp. Yama58-4 is the source of this 3474-nucleotide messenger RNA. Lineage: Eukaryota; Viridiplantae; Streptophyta; Zygnematophyceae; Desmidiales; Closteriaceae. The record is from the annotation of a GenBank genome assembly.